AUGAAGUUAUUUUGUAAAGCAAUGAUGAUUUCAUUGUCAAUUUUGUUGUCGCUUCCAAGCACAGUAUCCUCAACCUAUCAAAAUCAUAUCAAAACAGCUACUUUCAUGUCUGAGAGUUUUGAAGUAAGACCAGGAUCGGUUGCAGCAAAAACAUUUAUGAAUAUUGAGUUUCCAAGAGGGCAUAUUGGAGUCAAGAGUUUUGAUGCUGAACUAGUUGAUGAAGAUGGAAAUUCCGUACCUUUGUAUGAAACUUAUUUUCAUCAUUGGUUUGCUAUAAGAUACUUUGAAAAUAUUACUUUUUCACGUCACCCUGAGCUUAGUCAAGAUUUUCGUGAGGCUUUUAUUUAUAAAAGAAAUGAUGGCCCAUGUAAUGAAUAUAUUCUUCCACAUUAUUGGGGCUUUGGAAGUGAAUCUCGUGGAACAAUCUCAAAUAUUCCUGAUCCUUUUGCAAUAGAACUAGGUAACCCUGCAAAAAUUCCAAAAGGAUAUGAAGAGAAAUGGUUGUUCAACAUUAUGGCCAUUGAUACGCGUGGGGUACAAGAUAAGAAAGGUUGCAGUGAAUGCAGAUGUGACCUUUUUAAUCUUCCAAAAAACUUUUAUAAUGUCUCAAGGGACAUUCACGGCCAACCAUUGAGCACACAUUAUAAGGGUGGACUUUUUUGUUGUCUAGACAACCUACAAUGCAAAUUGAGAGAGGGUUUUCAAGGCCCAAAGAGAAGACUUUCCAUAAGAUACAAAAUAAGGUGGGUUGAUUGGGACAAAUAUCAAGUACCAGUUAAGGUCUACAUACUUGAUUCAACUGAUAGAGUGAGAUCAAACGAUUCCAAAACAAUCCAUGAUUGUCAGGCAGAAUACACCAUUUUGGCAAAUCAUAGCAGUGAUUCUCCUCAUGUCCAAAAAGCAAACAUCCCAUUAGAAAAAGGUGGUUAUCUCAUAUAUGGUACUGCUCAUAUGCACACAGGUGUUGUCAAUGCAACUCUCUAUGGACAGGAUGGAAGAGUUUUAUGCACGUCAACACCUAAAUAUGGAACGGGAAAAAAGGCAGGAAAUGAAGAAGGUUAUGUUGUUGGGAUGUCUGUUUGUUAUCCGCAACCUGGUUCAAUCAGAAUCAACGAUGGUGAAACCUUGACUCUAGAGUCUAGAUAUAAAAAUGAGUUCCGCACAGGGGCUAUGGGACAUUUUUACAUCUACUUGGCAGAGCAAUUACCGCAUGAGAAUGCAGAAUACACCAUUUUGGCAAAUCAUAGCAGUGAUUCUCCUCAUGUCCAAAAAGCAAACAUCCCAUUAGAAAAAGGUGGUUAUCUCAUAUAUGGUACUGCUCAUAUGCACACAGGUGUUGUCAAUGCAACUCUAUGGACAGGUGGUGUAUAA
Messenger RNA from Abrus precatorius (Indian licorice), 1371 nucleotides. RefSeq lists its product as uncharacterized. Bases 1 to 1371 code for a protein of 456 amino acids. The record is from RefSeq and is a predicted model, not a curated record. Lineage: Eukaryota; Viridiplantae; Streptophyta; Magnoliopsida; Fabales; Fabaceae. The transcript has 4 exons.